AUGAGCAUCAUAAGCUGGAACUGCCGCGGGGUAGCAGCUCCCGCGACAGUUUCUGAAUUGCACAGUAUGUGCAAACAAUUCAAGCCUGCAAUAGUAUAUCUAAUGGAGACUAGAGCUAGAGAAAGUACUAUUAAAAAGUUGAAAAGAAGGCUACAUUUUGAAAAUGUAUUUCACAUAGAACCCCGGGGACUGUCCGGAGGGCUAUGCCUUUUGUGGAAUGAAAUAUAUAAUAUUAAUAUUUACUUUUGGUGCGAUAAUCAUAUAAAAGCUCGUAUUGAUGAUAGAAAAGGAAAAAUAUGGGAGUGUAACUUUAUAUAUGGGAAUCCAUGUUUUGGAAGGAGAAAAGAACAAUGGAGGACAAUCACAGCGAAUAACAACAACAAGGGGGAGCCACAGCUAUUCAUCGGGGAUUUCAACGACAUUUUAAGCCAAGAAGAGAAAAUUGGGCUACAUCCAAAGCCACAGAAUCAGGUGAGAGAAUUUAGGCAGUUUGCAGAUAUGAAUUACCUUAUGGACUUAGAUAUAAAAGGAGGAAGAUUUACAUGGUUCGGAAAUCCAAGAAAUGGAUUCAUCACCAGGGAAAGGAUAGAUAGGGCAUUAGUAAAUUGGGAAUGGAGAAUAUUAUAUCAGCAGGCAUCACUCAAAGCUCUGCCAGCCAUCAGUUCUGAUCACUGCCCAUUGGUUUUGGACAUAAAUCAAGUUCAAAGGACAGAGAAAAGUUUCAAAUUCGAGGCCUUCUGGACCGAUCAUGAGGAUUGCGAGAAUACGGAAGAAAAAUAUUGGGGACAAAGAGCUAGGUUGAAGUGGUUGAAAUGGGGAGAUAAGAACACAGCUUUUUUCCAUGCUACAACCAUUCAAAGAAGGGGAAGGAACCGAAUCGAUAAGCUCAAAAAUGAGGCGGGCUUCUGGAUACAAAACAGGAAAGAAAUCAUGAAGCACAUAGAGGAACGAUUUGAUGCGCUCUUUACUUCAAACAAUAAAAGGAAUUGCGAGUCAGUCGUAAACAAGAUUCCAGUAAGAGUCUCGGAAGACAUGAACAGGGAGCUGAUCGCAGAGGUCACAGAAGAAGAAAUCAGGAAAGCAGUUUUCAGCAUGGGCAGCCUCAAGGCUCCUGGACCAGACGGCCUGAAUGGACUGUUCUAUCAAAAGCACUGGGAGAUAAUCAAAAAAGAGGUAUGUGCAGUAGUCAGAGAAUUCUUUCGGAACGGGUUCUUGCCGGAAGAGAUUAGCGAAACCAUAGUAGUUUUAAUUCCAAAGGUAAAAGAUCCGGAAGAACUCAAUCAGUUAAGACCAAUUAGUUGUUGCAAUUUUAUUUACAAAAUAAUAACCAGGGUCAUAGUGUUGAGACUAAAAGGGCUCCUCGAGGAUAUAGUGUCCCCUACCCAAAGUGCAUUUGUGGGUGGAAGGCUCAUACAAGAUAAUGUAGUAAUCGUCCAAGAAGUCUACCAUAGCCUAAAUAGGAAAGGAAGAGAUGGAUCAGAAAAUGUUGCAAUCAAAUUAGACAUGAACAAGGCGUAUGACAGGCUGGAAUGGGAUUUUCUCGAAAAAGUGCUCAAGAAAUUUGGGUUCGCUGAGAAGUGGGUUGACUGGGUGAUGAAAUGUGUUAGAAGUGCGAGUUAUAGGGUAAGAGUCAACGGUGAGUUAUCGAAGAAGAUAAAGCCUCAGAGGGGUCUUAGACAAGGGGAUCCAUUAUCCCCAUACCUGUUCAUUUUAGCAGCGGAGGUAUUCACGAUUCUUAUGCAGCAGGCUAAAGAGAAAGGCAAUAUAACGGGUCUAAAGAUAGCCCCAACAGCUCCGGCUAUUACUCACUUGUUGUUUGCGGACGACUGCAUUAUUUUUGCGAAGGCGAAGGAGGAGGAGAUUUUUCAGAUCAUAACCGUACUAAACGAAUACACAGAGGCAUCCGGGCAAAGAAUUAAUAUGAACAAGUCAGGCAUCUCCUUUGGAAGUCAAGUGCCGAUACAAACGAGAGUAGACAUAGAAGAGAUUUUAGGAAUGAAAACAUGGGACACGCCAGGAAAGUACUUGGGGCUACCAGCCAUAUGGGGAAGAUCUCACAACAAAGCUCUAGCAUGGAUUGAAGAGAAGAUCAUGAAUAAACUAGAAGGGUGGAAAGAAAGGUUGCUGAAUCAAGCAGGCAAAGAAACUCUAAUAAAAUCGGUAAUUCAGGCAAUACCAUCGUAUAUCAUGAAUGUGAUAAAGUUCCCGAAGAGCUUUUGCGGGAGAAUUUCCACGAAGGUCGCGAGAUUCUGGUGGGCAGCAUCGGGGAAGGAACGGGGCAUUCAUUGGAAGAAGUGGGAUAGCAUCACUGAUAGCAAGAGUGAAGGGGGAUUGGGGUUUAAAGACCUGGAAAAACAAAACACUGCCUACCUGGCAAAACAAGCAUGGAGAGCUCUCAAAAAUCCAAAUGCAAUCUGGGUACAAAUUUUGAAAUCGUUGUAUUUCCCGGACGGCAACUUCUGGACAGCAACGGGUAAAAAAGGCGCCUCAUGGGUCUGGAGAAGCAUCUUACAUGGAAGAGAGCUAUUAAGGAAAUGCGCAAAGUGGAGCAUAGGAGAUGGCUCCAAAGUGAGCAUCUGGAAAGACAAUUGGAUCGCAGGCAGGAGCAGCCCUCUCAACACAAACAGCACAGAUGACUCAAAGGUUAAGGAUCUCAUUGUAAAUGGGGAAGGCUGGAAUAAAAAGAAGAUCGAGAGCAGAUUCUCCCAAGAAAUUUGCAAGGAGAUACUUAGCACCCCUGUUAGUGUAGUGAACAAAGAAGAUCAUCUGUAUUGGCCAUGGAGGGAAGAUGGGAGUUACUCAAUAAGAACUGGAUACUAUGCUGCAAGAAGAGUUGAGCAGAAUAGCAAAUAUGGAAAUCCAUCAACAAGUGAAGACAAAAGGGAGAUAUGGAGGGAGGUAUGGAGAAUGGAAGUACCACAGAAGAUCAGAAUGUUUUUAUGGAAAGCCUGUCAUGAUAUAUUACCCGUAGGUUCUAACUUAUAUAAAAGAAAGAUGGCACCAAAUCCAGUUUUCCAGAUAUGUUUAAAAAGUCCAGAGACAGUAGAACACGCACUACUACUUUGUGAUUGGGCUAGGGCAGCAUGGUUCGGAGCGGAAUGCCAAUGGACCCCAACAGUGGAGACAGUAAGUUCUAUCGGAAAUUGGGUGGUCGAAUGUAUAAAGAAGUUGAGAGCAGGUGGGGGAGAGGACAUGGAGAAGAGGAUCAGCAAGCUAGGAUUUCUCAUGUGGGAAAUAUGGAAAACAAGAAAUAACAAACUGUUUCAGCAGCAGGAUGUAAAUCCUAAAUGGACAAUCUACAGGGCUAAAGCACUAGAGGAAAUCUACUGGAAGCUAGCAGAAAAACAGCACACACAGAAAACAGAAGGUAAUAAAAGUAAAACAAACCUGGUGAAAUGGAGACCUCCCCCUGAAAACUGGUUGAAGGCGAACGUUGACGCAGCAUUCAGGAAGGAUACAGGAACUGGUGCAAUUGCUGUGGUUAUCAGAGAUCACAAAGGAAGAAUCAUAUUAGGUUUUUCAGGAAAAAUCCAAGCCACAUCAAGUACUGUGGCAGAAGUCCAGGCAGUAAGACAAGCAUUAAUCAUAGUGAAUAAUUUACAAAUGGGCAGAACCUUAAUAGAAACUGACAACCUAAAGCUAGCUCAAGCUAUCAAAUCUAAAAUAGCUUUAGGAGAGGCUAUGGCCAUAUUCCAAGACAUUCAAAUUUUAAUGGCGAAUUUACCUGAAAAGGGAAUGACUUGGACCCCCAGAAAUGGAAAUCGUCUAGCUCAUGCAGUGGCGAAAGCGGCAGAAGCAGAGACACUACGAGCAAACUGGAGCACUAAACCACCUACAGAAAUACAGAGCAUUAUUAGAACAGAGCUUCGAAUGUAA
Messenger RNA from Arachis ipaensis, 3876 nucleotides. The record is from RefSeq and is a predicted model, not a curated record. Lineage: Eukaryota; Viridiplantae; Streptophyta; Magnoliopsida; Fabales; Fabaceae.